This is a messenger RNA of Manacus vitellinus (golden-collared manakin), 4940 nucleotides long. It is a transcript of the gene FAXDC2, whose product is annotated as fatty acid hydroxylase domain containing 2. The record is from RefSeq and is a predicted model, not a curated record. Gene Ontology annotation, molecular function: C-4 methylsterol oxidase activity; iron ion binding. Lineage: Eukaryota; Metazoa; Chordata; Aves; Passeriformes; Pipridae. The transcript has 10 exons. Gene Ontology annotation, biological process: sterol biosynthetic process. Bases 3739 to 4734 code for a protein of 331 amino acids.
CGCAGGGUGGCGGAGCGGGAUAAGGGUUCAUUUUCCAAGGCCCAGAGUGCAAACCACCGCUGUCCCGGCCCUACGGUGCAGUGCGUAUCGAGCUCAUUAGUUGAGGAAAUUCUGCUGCUUCCUGCAGGAGCGUAGAAGUCUUACAAGUCCCUGCUACACCUGCAGACUUUUAGUCUGGCUUCUGCUGUUCCGGGAAUGGAAUUUCAAUUAAGUUAGCAACAGAAGGUUCUACCUGGUGAAGCAGUAUAAGCGAACCGUUUGUGGAACGCGGCCGCCAACACUUUUGCGGGCUGAUGCUGAUGGCAGAGAGGCAAUUUACUUGGAAGCUUGUCUACUAAUUAAGCUUGGAUAGUAUUUCCUUUAGACUGCCUGCCUUCUGGACAGGGUUGCAUCCAUUAUAAAAUAAAUAUAUGUGUGUGUGUGUAUAUAUAUAUAUAUUUACAUGCAUUCUAGUACUGGGUUAUCUGCCCACCAUUUGGGAGUCUUUCUUCUCACUGAGUCUCAGCUACUUGCCCACCCAUUUCGAUCAAAGUAUCUGGAAAACCGAUUCAUGGGCUCUUUCCCACUUCAUAGUUCAGUGUCUCAGUUUUAAUGUUCAUGCCUCAGCAGAAAUGUAACAUUUAGAAGAGGGUUUUUGUGUGCUGCUCUCUGUCAAGUGACCUUGUUGCUGUCAACAUCUUAUGACAUGCCAUUAUUUCAUGUUAUUUUGAGUCGAAGUUUAUCUUCAUAGAUGAUAGUUACCAUUUUGCCUUAGCUCUGCAGUCUCUGGCAUUGAGUAUCUUAUCUAUUAUGCAAUAUGCUACAUGGGCAGAAAGUAAUCACCUUUCUGCCCGUGGUCACUUGAGUUUGGGAUUUCAUGCUAGAAAACAUGUUGUUAGCAGGUGAAUUCACCAGGUUGGAUUACAGCACUCUGUGCAUAGAUCUUUUUUUUUAUUCCCUAAAGAGUUCAGAGUUAAAUACACAUACAUAUUUUUCUUGCUCUUAGACCCAGCACUCGAAGGUAUGUUGAAUCCAGGGGAAAAGGGAGGAUGCAUCUUCUCAGGACACUGUAAAUAUCUGUGCCUUGGUACUCUCACAAAAAUGUGUUGCAGGCAAUAAUUGCCUGUGAUAAAUUACACUUGCAGUGUUUAAAAAUUCCUGUGUAAAAAAAGGCUGUUGAAGGAUGUUUGCAAGCACUGGUGGGGAGUGCUGGUGACAUAUUUUGCUGAGGGAGAUCAGAAUUUGUUUCUCCAAGCAUGGCUGAUUUUGAUCAUUGCUAAUAAAGAUGAAGAAUAGCUGGAAAAGGCACCUUCCUCUUUAAAAAAGUCCCAUGGUUUUUGUACUUGGAAGUUACCAUGCUCCAGGUCCAGCAGUCCAAGGAGUCCUCACAUCCUCUGGUUCUGUUAAGACCAGAGUACAAAAAACAGUUUGUGUGUGUAGAGCUACAUUAUAAAGUGGAAUAAAGGGCUUUAGCUCAACAUUUUCAUGUUGGGCAGCUGGAGCUGCAUGUCCUGGAUCAUGCUCUGUAGAAACAGUUGUUCCUUUCUUUGUGUUCCUUUCCUCUCAGUCACAGCACCACAAAUGAGGAAAAAACUUACUUAUGGAAAUCCUAAAAUUUUACAUUUUUCUAACCCUUCUGUGGUUCCACAGAUGCUUCCAAAGCCACCAGUGCAGUAGUAGGUGGUGGCCACGUGUGCCCUAGGAGAUGAUUAGAAAUCUGGUUCAGAACACAGGGAACUAGGGAGUAGGUGAGGCAUGCCAAGGUCAGAUUCCUCUUCAGUGUUAGAGGAACUAUCAGAGUGGGCUUGUACAAGCCUGAAAUGUACUUCAGAGAUUUUCUCCUGAUACUCUUUUCAAACAGUGAAACAACCAGUGACUAUUAAAAAAACUGUGGAGAGUGAUCAAAGGUAUUACGUCUCUAAUCAAAAAGCUUUUCUGCUGAGAAGAAAUCAGACUUCUUGCAUUCCUCAGCAAAGAUUGCACCAGCCUUGGAGUGUCUGUGGUGGAGACACCAGUGCAGGGCACAGGACAGCCAGCAGAGAAGCAGCUGAUUAGUGACAUGUGCUAGACACAAGUUGCAGCAGAAGAUAAAUGACAUUUACAUCCCUAUGAUGUAAUGUCAUGAGCUGUCACAUCCCUGAUGUGCUGAGCUGUCUGUUCCUAUGGGUAUGAAUAUUUCAGAGAUCACCCAUGUUGGAAUUGAGCAGUGGUUACAAAGGAACACUGAGGUCUUUGAAAUUCACUGUUUUAUCAGCUGCUUUUGGCUGUUGGAUGGACAAUCCUCCCACUGCAAUCUCAAGUCCAAACCAAGAUGGGCUCAGGACAUCAUCCAUGUGGCAUCCCCCUCUUGAAAUGCCCAUUUCCACUUCCUCCUCUGCAUGUGAGUACAUAGUUUGAAGGAAUCACAUUCCUCCCUGUUGAGUCUGCUGUCUUUGAUAAAUAACAAUUAGUAGCAGUAGCUAAGAAUUACAAAUUCCUACUAUGGAGCAGUUGGAAUUAGUCAAGAGAAAGUGUCAACAGCAACAGUAACACUGUUAAAUUCUAGUCACGCUUGCAGCCCUCCACAGCUCCAGCUCUGCUGGUGUGAGAGGUUCCUUCACCUGAGAGUGGCCAUACAAGGCUAACUGUGAGGGAGAGGUGAUAUUCCUUGUUUUUCCUCAUGUGAAAAAAUAAGUCUGGAAAGUUAUGAUAAUAACACUCAGUUCUCAGAGCUUAGUUUGUAAUAAGUCACUACAUAUUGGGUAAGUAACAGAUUGGGGCCACAUUUGCAUAAUAAAGACCAAUACUACUGUAAAUUACAUCUUGCUCUCUGCAAUACCAUAAUUACAGACUUUAUGGUCUGUAAACAUCAUAUUCAAAGACAACUAAGCCCAAGCACGUGCUAACCUAUAUGCAUCUUCUUCCUCAUGGAACCACUGCCUGUGACUGGUUGAGGACACUGUGUAACAACAGCGUUGGUGUAAUUUAUAGACCUAGUACAGCAGAAUGAAAACUGGACUGCUGGUUUUUUGCCAGAUUGCACAGUAGCCCUUAUUGCUUUUAACAAAUACACCUCUGACCCAUUCAGUUGUACUCACUCUAGCUAUUUUGUGCUCAAAACAUGAGUUGCUGUAUUAUAAAAACUACUUAUCCUUAGGGCGUUGGUGGCUCUUUUAUUCUCAGGUACUGUGAUGAACUCUUGAUGAAAAAUUCUUACCUGCAGAGAUGCAUUGCACAUGCUUAACUGAGUAACAGCACAUAGGCACGGGGAACACUGCCAGCACUAACAGUGAGUGACAUGGCACUGGCUUCACAUGACUUGUCUGGGAGGGGACAGCCGGCUCUGCUUGGAAACACACCCCUGUUGCCUUUGCCUAAACCCUCAUAAAGUUUCCACAGCAGUAGUGAAAGGUGAAGAGUUGAAGUCUGGGCUCUGAAUAGACACAAAGGACCUCUCCUAGGCUACCAUCAGCAGGAGGUGAGCGAAGAAUGGGCAGCCAGAGUUCAAGGGUGUAGGAGCUUGAAAAGAUAUGAUAGAAACUUUGAGGAAGUCAUUAAAAGGCAGUAUCGUGUGUCUGUGUGAAGUCCAUUGUGAGCUUUUCUAGGAACAGUGGUUGCCCUCAGACCUGUGCAGGGCUUGGUAGGACAUCAAACAACGUCUGGUCCUGUGUCUGUCCACAGAGCUUCGUGGAUAUGCAACUGCUCAGGUGACCAGUGUAUUCCUCCUUUCUGAGUCGCUGCAAGAAGAGUACUCCUAAGAGGCUUCCCUCCAUCAUAAAGAUGAAAAGAGACUCUGGAUAUUCCACCGUGGCUGAGCAGCAGAAGCAGGAAGAGAAGCUCUGGGAUGCCUUGAAGAUCAGUGCCUAUGCCUUCAGUACAGGCCUGCUCAUGUUCACUGCCUUAGUGAACUCUGUUUCUUGGUUUAUGCAGGAUAUAACUUUAGGCAAUUUCUGGCAAACAACAUGGCUGAAGUUCUACAACUUCUUUGAGGGAGAUGAGUGGACAAUCUUCCUCCUUGGGGCUGCAUUGAUGCCUGCACUUGCUUUCUGGGGCUUCAAUGGAAUCCUUAUGGUGGCUGAUAUAACAGGAAAGCCAACUUUCAUUACUCGCUAUCGCAUUCAGCUGGGCAAGAAUGAUCCUGUGGACACAAAGAAGCUAUGCCAAGCCAUCUACACAGCACUGGGUAAUCAGUUCUUUGUCUCCUUGCCUAUGCUUGUGGCCAUGUUCCAUGUCAUGAAAUGGUGGGGCAACACCUUCAGCAAGGAAUUACCCACUUUCCAGUGGUUUCUUGUGGAGCUAAGCAUCUUCAUCAUAAUAGAGGAAAUUCUCUUCUAUUAUACACACAGGCUUGUUCACCACCCAGUCCUGUAUAAGCACAUUCACAAGAAGCACCAUGAGUGGACAGCCCCCGUCGGCGUGGUCUCCAUUUAUGCUCACCCUGUAGAACACAUACUCUCCAACACGCUGCCUGUCAUAACUGGCCCGAUGGUCAUGGGGUCUCACAUUGUUUCAAUCUCAGUGUGGUUCUCCCUUGCUCUCAUAACAACAAGCAUUUCACACUGCGGAUACCACCUGCCCUUCCUGCCAUCUCCAGAGUUCCACGACUUCCACCACCUCAAGUUCAACCAGUGCUAUGGAGUCCUGGGAGUGCUGGAUUAUCUGCAUGGCACAGACAGAGUGUUCAGACAAACCAAAGCCUUCGAAAGACACAAGGUCCUCCUCGGCCUCACACCGCUCUCCGAAAGCAUCCCCGAGGCACCCAAGAGGGCCGAGUGAACCAGCCCAGCAGCUCCUGUGACCAGCAGUGAGAGACAAUGAUUUAUGCCAAAUAGUAUUUUAACUGGGAAACAAGUUAUUGUUCACACGUAAUGAGACCCGAAACUGAAGUCAAACAUGCUGCUGGAAAUGACUGCACAUUUACUGCAAAAAACUCUUGCUCUAGAAAUCUACUUUUAAGCAAAAUGUAGUGGUUUGCUUCUUAA